Molecule: messenger RNA, 6420 nt
Organism: Cladocopium goreaui
Lineage: Eukaryota; Dinophyceae; Suessiales; Symbiodiniaceae
Source: the annotation of a GenBank genome assembly
AUGAGUGGCAAGUGUAACAAGUGCCACCAGUCUGAGCGUGUGGCGGGCGAUAGCUGGUGUGAGGGUUGCGGGGCCUGGGAGGUGCUGGGCAAGGAACUGGCCAGCAGGUGGUCAGGGCCAGCUGGUCUUAAGACCGUUGCUAACGGCCUGACCCUUGCAGUGACCCGCGAGGUUCGUGCAUUGCGAUCCUUGGGAGCUGGCAUUGGCCGCGCCCCCAGGGAAAGCGGUGCUGAACCGGUCGAGGCCGCUGCAUCGGAACCUGCUGCCAGUGCUAGUGCCCGUGCACCCUCCGGGCUGGCUGCGAAGUCAGCCGCAAAAGCCGCAGCCCGGCCGGCGCAAGAAAGCGAGGAGUACACGUACGAGGAGGAGUCUGAGGAGGAAGACAAAGCCGAGGACGCUGAGAAGGCGCCUGACAAGCGUGAGGACACCAGCCAUCGCUCUGAGAGGGCACGAGCUACCUCACCUUCGCCGUUGAAAAGAAAGGUCAAGGAGGAAGAGCGUAGUGAAGAGAGGCUGAAGAGGAUACAGGAAGAAGAAGAACAGAGACGUGAGAAGAAGGCAGAAAAGAAAAAGAGAAAGGACAGGAGUCCAAGGAAUCCCAGAGAGGGAAGAGAGGAAGCUGCUGAAGAAAGACUUCCAGGAGACGAGAAGAAACACAAGAAAAAGAAGAAGAAAGGCAACAGAGGAGGAAAGAAGCACAAACGGGUGUGGCGUCUGGCUGAGGACCCGUACCGUGUGAUCCAUCGAGGACUGCCCGAGUCUUUGCUGGCCGAAAGGCCCCGCAAAGGUGAGAUGGCAGAGGAAGGUGCUGAAGGAACACCUUACGGACAAUGGCUUUCAGUGGAGGACUCUCCAAUUUGGGAAGGUCUGCAACUGGAACCUGGGGAUGUCGUGGAGUUCACGGCACGUUUGGUGGCAGACCACCUGGGUUCCGGUGCCCACGCAGCAUACCUUAUCAGAGAGUUUUCAAACUACAUGGAUGGCAGCCUACUGUUGAGAGGGCGGUGCUUGGGGUGCAACGACGAGGAAGUUGGCAAAACCCUUACAAACUUGCUGAACCGGCGCCGCCUCCCCCUCCAUUUGUGCUGGCAAGAGCCGUGCGCAUUGGAUCUUGGUGGGGAGGCGGUGCAUGUAGUUCGUGCGAGGUUCUUCAAGCGGGGCACCUUCGAAGCGCCCUAUCUCAAGGCGUGGGGAAGGCAGUUUCUACGAGGCACCGACGAGGAGCAAAAAGAAGCGGAAGGCGGCGGUGGAGAUCCACCUGGAGAAGGCCGGAAGCGUGCAAAACCAGGCAGGAGACCUGGAGGCAAAAAGAAAGAAGAAAAGCCAGGAACUACAAAGAAACGACCAGCUGGGGCACCAGACUUGCGUGGGAAACUCCGCAAGCUGAGAGAAGGCCUGAAGGCAAAGUCGGGUGGUGGAGCCGCAGAGCCCAUUCUGACCACGCUGGCCCUGGUAGAGGCAAAGCAGGAGGAGUCCGAAGAAGUGGAGGAUUCAGAGGAGCGCUUAGAAAGGGCAAAGGCGUUGGUGAAGCUCUUGACUGGAGGAGAAGCCAACAAGACAAAGAGCUCAGGCAGCAAGCGCAGCGGGGACUCCUCCUAUGGAGAGGAGGAGGAGAGCAGCAGCUCGAGCGAGAUGCUGGCACCGCUCCAGAAGCGUUCGAGCCGGCAGCCUGGCGCCGUGCUCAGAAUGCUGGUGGAGCACGCCAAGGCAUCCCUCGACCAGUCUGCCUUGGUGGAAACCACCAAGUCAGGCAAUGUGACGGAGGGGGUGAAGAUGGCAUCUUACUUCAACCUGCUGGUGAGACCAUACCACAGUGCCACCAGCAGGGACAUGCAUCACCUUGCAGUGUGCCUGGACGAGCUGAGGGCCGGGGAGCUGGGAAAACUGGGCGAUUCCCUGGCUUCCCGGUACUUAGCGAUACACACUGCGGUGAACGAAGGUACUUGGAGGUCAGCACAGUACCUGGAACUUCACCCUCUAGAACCCACUCAGGGUGCACCGACAGCCCUCCUCCUCGAAGCCAAGAAACAUGGCAAGCUGGUGAACCGCAGCCAGACUCCAGGAAACGAAGACUGGAGGAGACCCCGAAGCGAGGGGGAGGGAGGCCGAGGAGAUGGAGGCAACAAUACUGGCGGGGGAUGGAACAAGUGGUCCUCAGGAUGGUGGGCCAGUCAGAAGGACAAGCCAGACGGCAAGGACAGCAAGCCCUCCAGCAAGGAGGGGAAGACAGACAAGAUGGGAGUCGCAUCUGCUUUGUCGAAGGUGCUUCCUUUCCUAGAUGCUGGUUCAAGUGCCGUGCAUCGGCCCCUUGGUAAAGGGGUCUUUCCAAUCCGACUUGGACAGUUGGAUAGUACAGUCAGGAUGAUCGAGACGACUUCCUAUGAGAAUGCAAAGUCCGAGCUGUUUGUAAGCCGGCAUUGUAUUGACAGCUGGACUCUGGUGUCCGUGCUGUGCCUUAAUUGGUUGCAUGGUAGCAGAGGCGUGCCGAUGGGCCGCUGGCGCAAGACAGAUGUCUCCGCCGUGGACAAUGUUCGUGCGGCAGUACAGCGUGCCUUGGCUGAGGACACGACAGUGCCGCGCAGUGCCCGCGAGGUGGAAAAAGAACUUAGCUUACGGUUCGUGAGUUACACGGGGGAAGAAGUGCCUAGGAUGGAGCCGCUGAGCCUGGCCCAAAUCACACCUGCACUUCCUCCCCCGGGACAUGGGGGAUCGGUCGAUGUUACUCAGUGGACGAGUGGUAGGACUAGGAGCUUCUUGCUGCACCCUGAUGACUGCGUUGUUGUUGAUGAAGGGCAGCAACUGCCGAGACUUCAAUCCAAAGUUCAUAUAGUAGAAGAGGACCGAAUGAAAGUGGCUGAGCUGCUGGUUGAACGUGGAAUCUGCGCGUGGAUUUCAGAGGAUGAGGUUUUUAGGUAUCGAGGUGAGGCAGUGCUAAGUGGAAUGUUCGGGGUCGCCAAACCUACACUUUUGCCCGAUGGACGACCGCAUCUUAGAGUUAUCAUGAACUUGAUACCUGCAAAUGCCGUGAUGACUCAACUCUCGGGAAUGGUCUCUGAGCUUCCGGGUAUCACUCAAUAUCUUUCAAUGGUGCUGUCUGAGGGUGAAAGAGUACAGUUCUGCCAGAGCGAUAUGACCAGCGCGUUCUAUCUUUUCAGACUUCCAUCUGCGUGGCGUAGGUUCCUCGCGUUUAACUUUUGCGUGAAUGGGUCUCUUAUUCAUCUAAGCCCUGCCAAGAAGUUCUACUUGAGUUGUUCCGUUUUGCCAAUGGGUUGGAGUAGUGCAGUCUCCGUGAUGCAAGAGGUGAGUCAGAAUCUUCUCAGCAGACAUGGGUUGGCACAGGAAAGGUUGAUUUCGAGGACUAGGCCCCUACCGGUUUGGUUGGUAGAGGUUCUUGAGGUCGCAAAGAACACGGUGCGUUCCUGGUUUCAUGUCUACUUGGACAACUUCUUCUCGGGAGAACGGUUGGGACCUGGUGAGAUUGGUGGCGGGGCUGCUGAACUACACUGCGCUGCGGAGGAGGCAUGGGCUCAAGCAGGUGUCAUUUCAUCUGAAAAGAAGCGGGUGGUCAACGCACAGCAGGUGCAGGAGCUUGGGGCGCGCUUUGACGGUUCUACUAAGGUACUGGGGGUGUCUGCGGAGCGAAUGGUGAAACUUCUGCAAACAACAUGCUUGGUUUUGUCGAGAAGAAGGGUGCCCCGUAAGUGGCUUCAGGUGGUUGCUGGCAGGUGGGUACACGUACUUCAGUUCAGACGUGCAGGGAUGAGCAUUGCUCAGGUCAUUUGGAAAUGGAUAGGAGGCAAGUACGUGUCGGCCGAUCAGCAACUUAAAGCCCGGAGGGAGCUCUGCCUUUUGAUGCUGGGAAGCUGCCUUUUCCAUACUUUCUUGGGGGCCGAGGUGAGUGAUGUUGCGACUGCUUCUGACGCUUCAGGUACAGGUGGUGCCGUUGGGAGGUCGGAUGAGCUGUCGGAGGUAGGUAAGGACUUCUGUCGCUCCUUGGGUAGGUCUCCGGUCUUGGGUGUGAAGCUCCCAUACCUCGUGGUUUCUCUUUUCAACGGUAUUGGAGGGGCAUUCCGUGCUUACGAUCUGGUUGGAGUUGAACCUACCGCUCUCAUUGGGUAUGACCUGAGCAAGACAGCCAAUCGUAUAACAGCGAGGAGAUGGCCUCAUGCAGUUCUAGGAGGGGACGUUCGGGAGAUUGACAGGAAGGUAGUUUUUGGGUGGUUGCUUCAAUACCCUCACAUUGAGGAAGUACACCUAUGGGGGGGCUUCCCGUGCGUGGACCUUAGUGCAGUCAAGUUUGGAAGAAGUAACUUGGAUGGGGAGCAAAGUGGCUUGUUCAGUGAAAUCUUGCGGAUUCUGGAGUUGCUUCGACAAGUCUUUGGUCGGCGUUUCAAAAUCAUUUUCUUUGUUGAGAACGUAGCUUCCAUGGACAAGUCUGCAGCGGACCAAAUCAGUGCAGCGUUAGGGGUGAAGCCAUAUCGCGUGCAAUGCUCAGAGGCAGUACCAAUUUCGCGACCGCGAUUCUGCUGGACGAACAGGUCUCUCCCAGCUCUUCCAGGUAUAAAGGUUUUGGAAAAGGAAAAUUAUUUUGAAAUCACUGCCCCAAAUGAGUAUCCCCUGGUAGAACAGUGGAUUCGAGAAGACAGUACCUGGACGCCAGUGGAUCCGAAGACAGUCUUCCCAACAUGCAUGAAAGCCAUUAAGAGGAACAGACCGCCUCCCGCACCGCGGGACUAUCCCGAACUCCAGUUGAUGCUCAACAGCGGUGGGCAAGUGACGACUUCAGGUACCCUCCUGUACAAAUCCCAGUAUGUUCUUUGGUCAAAGAAAGGGUGGAGAUUACUCGAAGGAAGUGAGAGAGAGCUUCUCCACGGCUAUGGAUGGGGUCACACAGAACUAGCACUCUCAGCAAGCGAUAUCAAGAAGAACUAUCAGGACUAUGAGGACGCCAGGUGUAGCUUAGUGGGGGAUAGUUUCUCUAUGUACUCUUUUGUGAUCUUUGCCUGGGGCUCCUGUGCGCGUGCUCUACCGGGGAUGACCUACAAACACUUGUGUAACCGAAUGGGUAUGGCACCAGGGUUCUGUGCACCUCCUGACGCAACGUGCCCUCUGGCAAGAAAACUGGUUUAUGGAAGUACCUCUGCUGAGCCUGUUGCUGUCCAUCAGUUAACAAGGCUAUUGCUAGCAAGGGUGAACCAUACUGGAAGUGAUGUUCGUAUUAGCAGUGGUGCAGUGAUGAAUCCUAAAGCGUACCCACGGCAGAGCGCUUGCUCCGCAUGGUGGUGUUGGCGGCAUGUCUUCAACUGCAGAUGGCAGAAAGCAGAGCACAUCAACCGGUUGGAGCUCCGUAGCAUUCUUUUAGCACUCAGAUGGCGUGUACAGAGAUUAGGCGAAUGUCAUUGCAGGUUCAUACAUUUGACGGACAGCUACGUUAGCAUGUCCAUAGUUUCUAAGGGUAGGUCCAGUAGCACUGCUUUAAUGUCCAUCAUGAGACAGAUUUCGGCGGUGCAACAACGGGCUAGACGUCAUAUUGUGCUCCGUGACGCUGGAAUCUCAAAGAAGACUCAGGAACGCUAUUACAACUCAGUCUCACUGCUUUGCAAGGAUGUUGUUCAGGUGACCUCAAUGGAGGACAUGGACGAACAAAUCUCCGAUUGGAUCGAAGCCCAGUUUCACAAAGGAGCCCCGCUCAAUGUGGUCGCCGAUGCAUUGAGCGGAAUGCACUAUUUCCUGCCCUCUACUCGGCGAAGGCUUCCUGGCAGUUGGAAAUUAUUUGCCAAUUGGCGAAAAAUGGAGGUCCCGUCGAGGGCCCCUCCUCUGCCGGAGGACCUGUUAUGGGCGUUGAUGUCCAAAGCGGUGCAAGCUGGUCAAUUUGACCUGGCUAGCCUGUUAGGACUUGGGUUCCAUUGCUUUCUUCGGACUGGUGAGCUUCUCUCAAUCAGACCAAUGGACUUACUACUGGGAGAACGCAAUGGUAUCGUCAGCUUGCCAGUCAGCAAAGGGCGAACGUGGCAUAACAACAAAGAAUCGGUGACCAUUACAGAACCGGCCCUUCUGGCCCUCCAUGAAUUGGUGCUUUACAAACGUGAAUGUAGGCUUUAUAAGGUUCCAAUUUGGGUGCACACAGGAACCGCCUUCAGGAAGGCCCUAUACGAGUUAUUCAAAUUCUUCGGUGUCGAACAUCUACAGUUUAGAGGAUACUCUCUCAGACGGGGAGGUGCGACGGCAUUUUAUGCCCGCACAGGCAAUAUGGAGCAGACCCUGCUUCGAGGACAGGUCAAGCAGCUGCUUCGCUGCUGGGGCACGUGGAAGGGAGUCCAAAAGUUGUGGGAGCGUCCUGCCAUAUGGACUGCAAAGCUCCAAAUUUGUGACCUUGCCCUGCCAUAUGGGCCAGUGGUCUUGGAUGUUGAAACGGUCUGA